AUGAACCAAGACGGACCUUUCGGACCCGUUGUGAACGGGACUCAGAUUGUGUUCUUUGAGUACCUACCCAACAAGCCUGCCGCAAUCUCUUUCGUCGCCCUAUUUGGUCUUGUCACAAUAGCCCAUUUGAUAUUCAUCUUCAUUUAUCGAGCUUGGUUCUUUAUCCCCUUCAUUCUCGGUGGCAUAUGCGAGAUCUUUGGUUACUUCGGGCGAGCCCAAGCCCACGAUGACCCUGCUGAAGCUGGUCCGUUCAUUCUACAAAACGUCCUCCUCCUCGCCGGAACACCCUUCCUCGCUGCGACUAUCUACAUGAGCCUUCGACGAGUUGCUGCGGCACUGGAGUCUGAGCACCUCUCAUUCCUUAGUCUUCGCUGGUUAACGAAACUAUAUGUUCUUAUCGAUAUCGGAUGUAUUGUCAGUCAAUUCAUCGGUGCUAUUAUACCUGCUUCGGGAGAUCCCGACGCAAUUGUCAAGGGCCGCAUCAUCCUCAUCGCAGGCUUGGUAGUACAGCUGGUCGCGUUGAGUAUUUUUAUCAUAACAUCGGCGUAUCUCUACAUCCGAAUAAGAAACGAGACAGGCCCUUUCUUGGACUCUUCGUUUGUCCGGUGGAGACGAUACUUCAGAACGAUCGAGGCUGUCACUGGAGUCAUGAUUGUACGAAGUGUUGUUCGAGCAGUCGAGUAUUUGCAGGGACAAGAUGGAUUCGUGAUUUCUCAUGAGAUCUUCAUAUACUUGUUCGAUGCUUUGCUUAUGUUUCUGGUUAUGUUGUUUUUCUUGGUCGUCCAUCCAGGCCGUCUGGUCAAACAAAGGUUAGACACGGAAAAACGGCCGAAACAGAGUGAGCAUAUUCGACUGACGGAAUACCCCACAAGUCUAGAUCAAUAG
Messenger RNA from Fusarium venenatum, 885 nucleotides. Its product is annotated as RTA1 like protein-domain-containing protein. The record is from RefSeq and is a predicted model, not a curated record. Gene Ontology annotation, cellular component: membrane. Lineage: Eukaryota; Fungi; Ascomycota; Sordariomycetes; Hypocreales; Nectriaceae.